AUGGAUCGCGACCGAGAUCGAGACCGGGACCGAGAUCGCGAGCGCGAUCGCGAGCGGGAAAGGGAGCGGGAUAGGGACAGGGAUAGGGACAGGGAUAGAGAUCGCGACCGUGAUAGGGAUAGAGAUCGAGAUCGAGACCGGGAUCGAGACUGGGAUAGAGACCGAGAGAGAGAUAGAGACAGGGACAGAGAUCGGUCGCGGGACCGAGACCGGGACACCAGGAGCAGAAGGUAUGAGGAUGAGACCGCUCCCCCCGAAGAGCACGAAGUCCAGCGCGAGAUCGUCCUCGCAGCCCACGCCCUCGAAGCCCGUUGCCCACCUCAGACAGCUAUGUGCCUCAAAGGUCACCCCGGCGUCGAUCGCGUAGUGCGGAUAGAUACCGACGAGACCGAUCCCGCGACCGCGACCGCGACUGGAGACGUCGUGAUCGUUCGCGUAGUCCCCCGAGGCGUUACUCUCCACGCCGAAGCCCCAACCGUCGCAGCCCCGCCCGGUCGCCUGCCCCCAGAGAAGACAGCCGCGACCGUGGUCGCUCGCCGCGCCGAGACAGGGAUUGGGAGAACAGAGAUAGGGAGAAGCCGCGCGAGCGUGAUUGGGAGAGGUCCGACAGAGAUCGAGACCGGGAUCGCGAACGCGAACGCGAGCGUGAACGAGAGAGAUCGAGGGACCGAGACCGCGAACGAGAAAGGGAUCGCGAUCGGACACGGGACAGAGAUGACACGCUCGCGUUCCCCUUUCAAUAGGGAUCGCCCACCUCGGGAGAGGUCACCCUUUAGGAGAACUCCCCCGACGGGACCUCGAGGAGGGCCUUAUCGGCCUCGCUCCCGUAGCCAGGGACGACGGGACGACCGAGCCCUUCCUCUAGCUGUCCGCUCUCCCCAGAGGGCUUCUACCACAUUUUCGCCCAACAUCUACCCUCAGUCUGCUUCCAGACGAUCUUCUCCUCGUCGUGCAUCCAGCAUUGCCCAUUCUCGACCCCCGUCCCGCGAACAAACCCCCCACUACUCAGCCAACGCUACACCCAUACUCGCGCCGCGAGAGGUUCCCAAACUGAGCACCCAAGAAUCUGGGUCCCAGGCUCAGAGGUCUCCUCCUCGUGGACCCGCCGCCCUUCGACAGCCACCCACUGGCCCCUCUGGAGCCCCCAGGACCAUGGCUCCACCCACCCCGCCGGCACCCUCCCCCGCCGCUCUUGCACCCCCGACGGGUCCCACUCGAUCCGGUGCUACUAGCCCAUCAGUACCCCCCACGGGACCACGAGGCUACGUCCCUCCCGCGAGAGCACCCUACAACAGUCGCGGUCCCCGUGGCUCCUGGGGUUCACCCGCGCCCCCUCGGCACGCGACGCCAGCAGCUCAAGCGCCUGCCGCGACGUCUCCCGGGCCCGGCGGUAUCCCAACCGGUCCCCGCUACUCUGUCUCCUCGGCAAGCCAAUUACCUGCGAAUACCAACAAGUCCUUCAACCCCCCUACAGCCCCAGCCUCCCAGCUCGGAGCCCCCAGCGCGCGUCCCACCCUCGCGCAAAGCCUAUGGUCCACGAUGCCCCCCGUCAUCAACGGCGGCAAAGUAGACCCGUCCAUCACGCCGCUGACGACGGGCGUCACGCGCGACGUCGAGGCCCACUACAAGAAGCUCCGCGAGGAGGAGGAGAAGCUGCGCGAGGAGCUGAGGAUCAAGCAGGAUAAGCUGAGCAAGAACCUUCGGCAGUGGGAUAAGUUGGAGCGCGAUGCCAAGGUUUGGGAGCUCAGGAGCGAUUUGAGCGAGAAUAGUAUGAGAAGCUUGGCGGGGGAUGGUCCUGGUGCGGCGUUUUAG
Molecule: messenger RNA, 1812 nt
Organism: Scedosporium apiospermum
Lineage: Eukaryota; Fungi; Ascomycota; Sordariomycetes; Microascales; Microascaceae
Exons: 4
Coding region: 1-1812 (603 amino acids)
Source: RefSeq, a predicted model, not a curated record